Molecule: messenger RNA, 1179 nt
Organism: Salvelinus sp. IW2-2015
Lineage: Eukaryota; Metazoa; Chordata; Actinopteri; Salmoniformes; Salmonidae
Gene: anxa14
Product: annexin A14
Cellular component (GO): nucleus; vesicle; cytoplasm
Molecular function (GO): calcium ion binding; phosphatidylserine binding; cadherin binding involved in cell-cell adhesion
Source: RefSeq, a predicted model, not a curated record
GAGUACAGACAAUAUCCUAGGCGGACACAGUAAGGAGAGAGUGGACUUUCCAAGUUCCUCACCAAACCAGGUGAAACUCAGACAUGGACAUUGAGUACUUGCCAUCAUAUGAGAUGUCCUGGGGUACCUUGGGUACUAUAAGGCCCUUCCUUAACUUCCAUGCUAAGAAAGAUGCUCUGAACAUUCAGGCUGCCCUGGAACAGAAAGAUGCACUUACUCUGAUAAAAAUCCUGACCAACCGUAGCAAUGCUCAAAGACAAAUCAUCGCUCAGACCUUCAAAACCAUCACRGAGAAGGAGCUGUCCUCUGGGCUGAAGAAGGCCCUGUCUGGGGAGUUGGAGAAUUUGCUGUUGGCCUUGCUGAUGACCCCACUGCAGUUUGAGGCCUAUCGUCUGAGACAAUCCAUGGAGGGCAUUGGUACAGAUGAGGAGGGUUUGCUAGAGAUUCUGUGCACCAGGUCACCCAAUGUGCUUGCCAACAUCACCUCUACCUACAAGGAGCAGUAUAAUAAGGAUCUAGAGACGGAACUGAAGGGUGAGACCAGUGGGGACUUUGCCAAACUCGUUCUGGCCUUACUCAAGAAGAAAAAGGUCGUAGGAAUGGUACAAAGAGACACAGAGGCUCUCGCUGAAGCUAUCAAUCAGGCGAAGGCAGAUCCUGGACCAUGGAUCACCAUUCUGACUACCAGAGACUCUGAACAUCUUAACAAAGUGUUCGUCAAUUUGGAGAGUGAGAAGCGAGAGACAGUGGAUGAAGCAAUAGAGAAAGCAUUCAGUGGAGAUGUGAGACUUGGGCUGAAAACAUUGGUGCGUUGCAUACAGAGCCCAAACCUCUACCUGGCUCAGAGACUGGAGACCAUGAAGGCAGCCAUAGUCCAGGGGGUGAUGGUGUCCCACAGUGAGGAGGACCUGCUGUGUGUGAGAGUGGCUUAUCUCAGACAGACAGGCACCUCACUCUAUACAGCCCUACAGAAACAAUUCAAAGGAGAUCACCUACAAGCACUGCUGGCUAUCUGUCGAUCUGAAGACUAAAGGAAUGAGUUUUGUGUACAAUUUCACAUUAGCUCAGCCUACACAUUACUAUUCACAUUUGAGUAUUUACAGUAUACAGAUGUAGGAUCUUAAUUUGAGCCAGUUUGCUACAGCAGGAAAAUAAUCCUGCAGCAACUGGAAAUGUGAA